Ectocarpus sp. CCAP 1310/34 is the source of this 391-nucleotide messenger RNA. The record is from the annotation of a GenBank genome assembly. NCBI's taxonomy places the organism in Eukaryota, Phaeophyceae, Ectocarpales, Ectocarpaceae.
AUGUGUCUUGGUGUGACCGGUGGCAGUAUCGAUCAGCAAUGCCGCACAGACUUUUGCGCGCCGAAAUAUGCGUGCGACAGCUUUAACCUCACCAGUUCGGUGGAAAGCGGACUUCUGUUCGAUACGGUGUCAGGGGUAGCAGGGAAGAAGGGGCCGAGUUUUGUUUGAUUUCGGGUGGAUGAGGUUGGGGUUUUGUUCGUUUUUCUCCAUCUAAGGUUCGUGCCUAGAGUUCAGCUGUAGCGUUUCAACCAAAGUUUUGUUGACUUAGAGGCAAACAUUCCUAGCUAUUGGGCAUCGAGUUAAUAUGGCUUGGCAUGACGGCCUUUACGAUCGACUUUUUAUGAAUGUCUGCAUUUAUCUGCAACAAAUUGUCGGAGGGCAAACAAGAUAA